Messenger RNA from Centrocercus urophasianus (Greater sage-grouse), 1179 nucleotides. It is a transcript of the gene CTSK, whose product is annotated as cathepsin K. Gene Ontology annotation, biological process: immune response. Gene Ontology annotation, cellular component: lysosome. The annotation marks the transcript as partial. The transcript is spliced from 7 exons. NCBI's taxonomy places the organism in Eukaryota, Metazoa, Chordata, Aves, Galliformes, Phasianidae. Gene Ontology annotation, molecular function: cysteine-type endopeptidase activity. The record is from RefSeq and is a predicted model, not a curated record.
CACCGCCGGGCUCAGACCCCCCCACCCUCAUCACUCUGCUGCCCCCCAGGCCCGCACUGCUGGCGCUGCUGCUCCCCCUGGCCGUGGCACAGCUGCACCCCGAGCCGGAGCUGGACGCCCAAUGGGACUUAUGGAAGAGAAAGCACAGCAAGCAGUACAAUGGCAAGGAGGAUGAAAUAUCCCGGCGAUUGAUUUGGGAGAAAAACCUGCGCUACAUCAACGCCCACAACGCAGAGCACGCGCUGGGAAGGCAUUCCUUCCAGCUGGCCAUGAACCACCUGGGGGAUUUGACCAGUGAGGAGGUGGUGAGGACGAUGACGGGGCUCAGGGUCCCCCACAGCCGCCCGCGCCCCAAUGGCACCCUGUACGUCCCCGACUGGAGCAGCAGAGCCCCGCCGGCCGUGGAUUGGAGGCGGAAGGGCUACGUGACCCCCGUUAAGAACCAGGGGCAGUGCGGUUCGUGUUGGGCUUUCAGCUCGGUGGGAGCUCUGGAAGGGCAGCUGAAGCGUCGGACGGGGAAACUGCUUUCGCUCAGCCCCCAGAACCUGGUGGACUGCGUCUCCAACAACAACGGCUGCGGCGGGGGCUACAUGACCAACGCCUUCGAGUACGUCCGGCAGAACCGCGGCAUCGACUCGGAGGACGCGUACCCCUACAUCGGGCAGGAUGAGAGCUGCAUGUACAGCCCCACCGGGAAGGCGGCCAAAUGUCGCGGCUAUCGGGAGAUCCCCGAGGGCAACGAGAAAGCUCUGAAGCGUGCUGUGGCCAGGAUCGGGCCCGUGUCGGUGGGCAUCGAUGCCAGUCUGCCCUCCUUCCAGUUCUACAGCCGUGGGGUGUACUACGACACGAGCUGCAACGCAGAGAACAUCAACCACGCGGUGCUGGCGGUGGGGUACGGCGCGCAGAAGGGCACCAAGCACUGGAUCCUCAAGAACAGCUGGGGCACAGAAUGGGGCAAUAAGGGCUACGUGCUGCUGGCCCGCAAUAUGAACAACGCCUGCGGCAUCGCCAACCUCGCCAGCUUCCCCAAAAUGUGAGCGGCGCCAGCGUCCGUCUGCAGGAGUGGGGCUGGGGGGCUGGAACCCCCCCCCCCCCAGUGCAUCUCAUCUCUGCGUCCCUUGGGGGAUGCGGAGGGCGAUGGGGUUUUUUUUUUAAAAUAAUAGUGGUUGGGGAGAAAGC